Molecule: messenger RNA, 1496 nt
Organism: Parastagonospora nodorum SN15
Lineage: Eukaryota; Fungi; Ascomycota; Dothideomycetes; Pleosporales; Phaeosphaeriaceae
Exons: 6
Coding region: 36-1352 (438 amino acids)
Biological process (GO): glycolytic process
Cellular component (GO): phosphopyruvate hydratase complex
Molecular function (GO): phosphopyruvate hydratase activity; magnesium ion binding
Source: RefSeq, a predicted model, not a curated record
ACAAAAGUCAUUGUCCAGCUGCUUCAAACGACAUCAUGGCUAUCACCAAGAUCCACGCCCGUUCCGUCUACGACUCUCGUGGCAACCCGACCGUCGAGGUCGACAUUGUCACCGAGACCGGUCUGCACCGUGCCAUCGUCCCAUCCGGCGCUUCCACUGGCUCCCACGAGGCCUGCGAACUCCGCGAUGGCGACAAGACCAAGUGGGGUGGUAAGGGUGUGACCAAGGCUGUUGCCAACGUCAACGACACCAUUGCCCCAGCCCUCAUCAAGGAGGCCAUCGACGUCAAGGACCAGUCCGCUGUCGAUGCCUUCCUGAACAAGCUCGACGGAACCAAGAACAAGGAGAAGCUCGGCGCCAACGCCAUUCUCGGUGUCUCCAUGGCCAUUGCAAAGGCUGCGGCUGCUGAGAAGGGUGUUCCUCUCUACGCACACAUCUCCGACUUGGCCGGCACCAAGAAGCCCUACGUUCUCCCUGUACCCUUCCAAAAUGUCCUGAACGGUGGUUCCCACGCUGGUGGCCGUCUUGCCUUCCAGGAGUUUAUGAUUGUUCCUUCAGAAGCCCCUACCUUCUCGGAGGCCAUGCGCCAGGGUGCCGAGGUCUACCAGAAGCUCAAGAGCCUCGCUAAGAAGAGGUACGGACAAUCCGCCGGCAAUGUCGGUGACGAGGGUGGUGUCGCUCCCGAUAUCCAGACCCCCGAGGAGGCCCUUGACCUCAUCACCGAUGCUAUCGAGGAGGCUGGCUACACUGGCAAGAUCAAGAUCGCCAUGGACGUCGCUUCCAGCGAGUUCUACAAGACCGAGGAGAAGAAGUACGACCUGGACUUCAAGAACCCCGACAGCGACAAGAGCAAGUGGCUCUCAUACGAGCAACUCGCUGAGCUGUACAAGUCCCUCGCCCAGAAGUACCCCAUUGUCAGCAUUGAGGACCCCUUCGCCGAGGAUGACUGGGAGGCCUGGUCGUACUUCUUCAAGACCUCCGACUUCCAGAUUGUUGGUGACGACCUGACUGUCACCAACCCCGAGUUCAUCAAGAAGGCCAUCGAGCUCAAGUCCUGCAACGCACUUCUGCUGAAGGUUAACCAGAUCGGUACCAUCACCGAGGCUAUCCAGGCUGCCAAGGACGCAUUUGGUGCUGGAUGGGGUGUCAUGGUUUCUCACCGCUCUGGUGAGACCGAGGAUGUGACCAUUGCUGACAUCGUCGUUGGUCUCCGCGCUGGACAGAUCAAGACCGGUGCCCCAGCACGGUCUGAGCGUCUGGCUAAGCUCAACCAGAUCCUCCGCAUCGAGGAGGAACUCGGUGACAACGCCAUCUACGCCGGACAGAACUUCCGUACUGCCAUCAACUUGUAAAGUUGCCGUUAUAACGCAAACGGUUCACUAGAUUAAAGAAAUGCAAGACAAUGACGAGAUGAAGCACGACGAAAAACAGCUGCAAAGAUAUCCAAGAGACGUUCGCAAGGAAAAGCAAAUCAGAUCUCCAACAACUGCCAUGCC